This is a messenger RNA of Equus quagga, 4050 nucleotides long. It is a transcript of the gene CMTR1, whose product is annotated as cap methyltransferase 1. Gene Ontology annotation, molecular function: methyltransferase cap1 activity; nucleic acid binding; protein binding. Gene Ontology annotation, biological process: 7-methylguanosine mRNA capping. The record is from RefSeq and is a predicted model, not a curated record. The coding region runs from base 194 to 2701 and encodes 835 amino acids. NCBI's taxonomy places the organism in Eukaryota, Metazoa, Chordata, Mammalia, Perissodactyla, Equidae. The transcript has 24 exons. Gene Ontology annotation, cellular component: nucleus; cytoplasm.
GCGCGGCCCGCAGGGCGGGACCCGAGUGCGACAGCACGGCCGGCGGACCGGGGCUGGUCGUGGGAAAACGAAACUGAGGGAAGCGGCGGCGGCUCUGGCAGUGGCAGGGCCAGGCUUGGUGGCUGCGGCGGCGGCAACAGCGGCCUGACCCCCCUCCGCUCCCUGGCAGCUCGCCCUCCCCCCUCAGCUAACAAUGAAGAGGAGAAGUGAUCCAGAAUGCACUGCCCCUAUCAAGAAACAGAAGAAAAGAGUUGCAGAGCUUGCCCUGAGCCUCAGCUCCACGUCCGACGAUGAACCUCCCUCCUCUGUCAAUCAUGCAGCAAAAGCGUCUGCCACAAGCCUAAGUGGAUCUGACAGCGAGACUGAGGGGAAGCAGCGUAGCUCUGACUCUUUCGAUGAUGCAUUCAAAGCAGACUCCCUUGUGGAGGGAACUUCCUCUCGCUAUUCUAUGUAUAAUAGUGUCUCCCAGAAGCUUAUGGCCAAGAUGGGCUUCAAGGAAGGUGAAGGAUUGGGUAAAUACAGCCAGGGUCGGAAAGACAUCGUUGAGGCCUCUAAUCAGAAGGGUCGAAGAGGCUUGGGUCUGACUCUGCAAGGCUUUGACCAAGAGCUGAACGUAGAUUGGCGAAGUGAGCCAGAGCCCAGUGCCUGUGAGCAGGUGUCAUGGUUCCCAGAAUGUACCACUGAAAUUCCUGACACUCAGGAAAUGAGCGAUUGGAUGGUUGUGGGAAAGAGAAAGAUGAUUAUUGAAGAUGAAACAGAGUUUUGUGGGGAAGAACUGCUUCACAGUGUGUUGCAGUGUAAGAGUGUGUUUGAUGUCCUGGAUGGGGAGGAGAUGCGGCGAGCUCGGACCCGGGCCAAUCCUUACGAGAUGAUCCGAGGAGUCUUCUUUCUAAAUAGGGCAGCAAUGAAGAUGGCUAACAUGGAUUUUGUGUUUGAUCGCAUGUUUACAAAUCCACGGGACUCUUAUGGGAAACCACUGGUGAAGGACCGGGAAGCCGAGCUUCUGUACUUUGCUGAUGUUUGCGCAGGCCCAGGUGGCUUCUCAGAGUAUGUGCUGUGGAGGAAGAAGUGGCAUGCGAAGGGCUUUGGAAUGACUCUGAAGGGCCCUAACGACUUCAAGCUGGAGGACUUCUACUCGGCCUCCAGUGAGCUCUUCGAACCCUACUAUGGUGAGGGUGGGAUCGAUGGAGAUGGAGACAUCACCCGCCCAGAGAACAUCACUGCUUUUCGGAAUUUUGUCCUGGAUAAUACAGAUCGCAAGGGUGUCCACUUUCUGAUGGCAGAUGGGGGUUUCUCAGUGGAAGGGCAGGAGAACCUACAAGAGAUCCUCAGCAAGCAGCUGCUGCUCUGUCAGUUCCUCAUGGCGCUCUCCAUUGUCCGGACAGGAGGCCACUUCAUCUGUAAAACUUUUGAUCUGUUCACACCAUUCAGCGUGGGGCUCAUCUAUCUGCUGUACUGCUGCUUUGAACGAGUAUGUCUCUUUAAGCCGAUUACUAGCCGUCCGGCCAACUCAGAGAGGUAUGUGGUGUGCAAGGGCCUGAAGGUGGGCAUAGAUGACGUGCGGGACUACCUCUUCUCAGUGAAUAUUAAACUCAACCAGCUGCGGAACACUGAUUCCGACGUCAACCUUGUGGUCCCCUUGGACGUGAUUAAGGGAGACCAUGAAUUUACUGACUACAUGAUACGGUCCAACGAGAGCCACUGUAGUCUGCAGAUCAAAGCUCUGGCCAAAAUCCAUGCCUUUGUUCAAGACACGACCCUGAGUGAGCCUCGGCAGGCAGAGAUCCGGAAAGAGUGCCUCCGACUUUGGGGGAUCCCAGACCAGGCUCGAGUUGCUCCUUCUUCCUCAGACCCGAAAUCUAAGUUCUUUGAGCUAAUCCAGGGCACUGAGAUUGACAUUUUCAGCUAUAAGCCCACGCUGCUCACCUCCAAAACCCUAGAGAAGAUCCGCCCAGUGCUCGACUACCGCUGCAUGGUGUCUGGCAGCGAGCAGAAGUUCCUUAUCUGCCUGGGGAAGUCCCAGAUCUACACGUGGGAUGGCCGCCAGUCAGACCGCUGGGUCAAGCUGGACCUGAAGACAGAGCUACCCCGGGACACUUUGCUCUCUGUGGAGAUUGUUCACGAGCUGAAAGGGGAGGGGAAGGCCCAGCGGAAGAUUAGUGCGAUCCACAUCCUCGAUGUCCUUGUGCUGAAUGGCAGUGACGUGCGGGAGCAGCACUUUAACCAGCGAAUUCAGCUUGCUGAGAAAUUUGUGAAAGCUGUUUCCAAGCCCAGUCGGCCUGACAUGAAUCCUAUCAGGGUAAAGGAGGUGUACAGGCUGGAGGAGAUGGAGAAGAUUUUUGUCAGGUUAGAGAUGAAGAUCAUCAAGGGCUCCAGCGGCACACCGAAGCUCAGCUACACGGGGCGAGAUGACCGGCACUUUGUGCCCACUGGCCUCUACAUUGUCAGGACAGUGAAUGAGCCAUGGACUAUGGGAUUCAGCAAAAGCUUCAAGAGGAAGUUCUUCUACAACAAGAAAACCAAGACCUCUACCUUUGACCUCCCUGCAGACUCCAUUGCCCCAUUUCACAUCUGCUACUAUGGCCGGCUCUUCUGGGAGUGGGGGGAUGGCAUCCAUGUGCAUGACUCCCAGAAGCCCCAGGACCCAGACAAGCUGUCCAAGGAGGAUGUCCUCUCCUUCAUCCAGACGCACAGCGCCUGACAGCCUGGGGACGCCCACCCCUGCCGAAUGGCCCGUCAUUCCCUGUCCGGGCGCUCUGCCUGGGGCCCACAGGACUGGUUCCUCUCCCAUAGUGGAAAGGGACUGGGGAGCACAGGCACUGCAGCCUGGCCGUGAGGGGUGGGUGGUCUCCUCUGCAUCUCCCUUGAAGAGCUGUCAGGGGCCUUCGGAGGACACUCACGUUCCUUCUGGGACACCUUUUGGACUUCGCUCCCCUGCCUGGGAACUGUCUUCCCUGCCAGGACUCAGCCUGAAGGACGCGCUCCUAUGGCGGGUUUGAGGUCAGGGCCCAGGGCACAUGGGGCUGGUGGAGGACAUGUCAGAGAGCAGCAGGGCUUUGGUUCUGCCGGCCUCUCCUGUAUCCUGUAGACUCACUUUUCUGAGUUGCAAGCAUUGCCCUGAGGGCGGCCAUGCCCCUGCUUUGCCCAACUUUUUCUUGGGCCAACCCUCAUGGGUGGAAGCCCACUCUAGUGAGCUGGCCAGGAGCAGCUGCUGUACAAAUCAAGGUUUUGUUUCUUUGAACUUGCUCUGUUUUGAUGCCAAGUUGGAGAAAAUUUUCUUGUCUCCUCCCUGACCCCUGUCCUGUUCUUCCCUGGAGUUCUUCCCAGCCCAGACCUCUGACAGUCCCGCAGGCCGGGAAGGGAGGCAUGUGGGCCCCACAUCCCUGACACCACAUUGGGAUGCAGGUAGUGCUGUCUUUGUGGAUGUGACUGCCUCCUGGGGUUGUAGAGCCUUCCUGGGCCCCAGCCCCUUUUGAUCCGAACCUUGGGCAGCUCUAGAAGGGGAGGAAGCGGCCUUGAAGACUUGCCUUUUUCUAUGUGCCAGCAGCAGUGGCCCCACCGUAACGGGGGGUACCUCCCGGGUUGGGUCGCACCCAGCCCUCUGGCAAUCAUGGCACCCCUGUUUGCCACAGCCACCUUGCUACCCUCCCCCCCCCCUUUUUCUUCCUCAGUAGGAGGUACAGUCGCUUUUGUUCUUUUGUGGUCACUCCAUUUCCUCUGUCUUGGCGGAGGGGGACGAAGGGAAGCUGGGCAGUAGCUUUGGGUGGGGGAGGGCACCUGUGGUUGUUUUUAAUGGGAAAUACCUCUCAGAGAUGCUCAUCCAGGCUCCCUAGGGCCCCAUCCCACUGCUACACUGGUUUCCAUGGAGACAGGGCACUGAGGCUCCCCAUGAGGUUGGAAUUGACUCCACCUCAGGGGUCUCCAGCCAGCCUCCAGCCCCUCCCCCCAGGUUGGCAGCAGCACCGCUAAGAUGCUGUAUUUCCACCCAAUUCUGGGUAUAUCAGUGUGUCUUGCAGAAUCCUGGGUCAUUAAAGAUAAACAUAUUUUUAA